GGCAAAAAGCGCCAACUAAUGGGCCUGCCGGCUGUCCCUCCACAAGGAGAGAAGUACAAUGCGGACAAACUCUUGUUGGAGGUGAAGGAGGCGUUUGGUCAUCAUGACUAUUCAUAGAAGGGCAUGGCUGGACAGGAUACCGCAAAUGCUGGUGGGGAGUUGGAGGUCAACCCCACAGAAGGAGAUGGUGUGCCCGAUAUGGGACCGGAGGUGGACGUGAUGACAGGAACUGUAGGAGAGGAACCGGCGGAUGAUUGGAUGGACGACACUCUUGCCCAGUUGCAUGAACCUAGCCGCCGGCACCUGCUUCCAGAGCCGGCAUUCGCACGGAUACGAAAAGAGACGCGUCUACUGUCAGAGGAUGAGGAGGAGUAUGAGAGUGAGGGUAGUAGCCCGGAGUGCACCCAGCAAGAGGGUGAGGUUGACACAGGGGAGGGGGAGGAGAGUGAGUCCGAAUUGUCUGAGGAGGAAUUGGAUGAGAAGACGGUGGGUGGAAGUGGAAAGCAGCGGAGUGUGCAACAGCACCCUAAGCGCCCAAGUGGUAACAGGCCUGUGGUGAUGGAGCAGUCUGCCAGGGGACAGCCGGCAAAGAGGGUAAAGGCUUCUACCUCUGCUCCAGAGUUAGUGGAUACUGGCGCGUACGGCCUGUGUGUCGAAGGAGCUAAGACCCCCAGCAGGGGCAGAAGCAGGGGGCGAGGCAGCCAGGAGCAAGGGAAAGGGCUUGGAGCAAAGCCCCCCAGGGGCAGGGGCAGGGGCAGGGGCAGGGGCAGGGGCUAG
Volvox carteri f. nagariensis is the source of this 777-nucleotide messenger RNA. RefSeq lists its product as uncharacterized. The transcript has 3 exons. NCBI's taxonomy places the organism in Eukaryota, Viridiplantae, Chlorophyta, Chlorophyceae, Chlamydomonadales, Volvocaceae. The record is from RefSeq and is a predicted model, not a curated record. Bases 124 to 777 code for a protein of 217 amino acids.